This is a messenger RNA of Episyrphus balteatus (marmalade hoverfly), 6924 nucleotides long. RefSeq names its product protein crumbs (gene crb). Lineage: Eukaryota; Metazoa; Arthropoda; Insecta; Diptera; Syrphidae. The transcript is spliced from 15 exons. Gene Ontology annotation, biological process: heterophilic cell-cell adhesion; establishment or maintenance of epithelial cell apical/basal polarity. Gene Ontology annotation, cellular component: plasma membrane; protein-containing complex. The record is from RefSeq and is a predicted model, not a curated record. The coding region runs from base 515 to 6820 and encodes 2101 amino acids. Gene Ontology annotation, molecular function: calcium ion binding.
AUCCAUUUCAGUUUAGUUUGAAUUCGGUUGUCGUGAGUAUUGUGUGGUGUUCGUUCCCGUAGUAGUAUUAAAGUGGUAGCAAGCAGCAGUAGAUUGACUGACUGUAUGACGGUAAUAGUGAAAUUAAACCUGAUGACGAAUGCAAAGAGAAAGAAUCAAAGCUAAUUGAUUGCACUAUUUGCAACAACUUCUUCGAUUUCCAUUGUGUGUGUUUUCUUUUUAAAUCUAGUUUCCCGUUUUUUGCAAGCUCAACUAAAAAUUUUAAAAUAUCAAUUAAAUUGUGAAUUUGGGAAGAAAAAGUGAAAAGCCUAAUUAUAAUAACGUGAAUGAUUGUAAAAAAAUGUCCAGAUAAAAUGUCUCUUGCCAAAGGCUAGUGAAAGAGAGAGAAUCAAGGCUUAGUUUUGUUAAGUUAUAGUGCUUCAGCUAAAGAGUGAGUGAGAGAUAAAAUUGGAUAAAAUUACCACCAAGUUGCGGGGUGUGGGAGGUGUAGAAGAGAUACCAACAAAACUACACCAUGAAACUGGGAUUUAAGAACUCAUCAAAUUAUCCUGUUCGUGACUUCGGAUGGCUGGUCGUGUUUAUAUCAGCUUAUGUAUUUAUUGCAUUAGAUUUAGUACAUAAGACAGAAGCAACUGGAGAUUCAAAAGAGGCAUACUUCAAUGGAUCUGCCUAUCUGAGACUGUUAACGCCGAUGCCCAUUUGGGGUCAUUCGGCAAUUAGUUUUAGGACAUGUAGAGGAGGUGAAAUCCUCUCACAGCAAUACAAUCGACACACACUAUGGCUCUCAGUGUCGGGCGACUUUGUUCAAGUGACUUUCACGGGACCAAAUGCACGUGUGGAUGCACGUUUACCAUUUAAGUUAUUAGACAAUAAGUGGCACACAAUACAAUUCAAAUAUGAAUAUGGAAACUUGAAUUUAGUGGUUGAUCGUUCAUCUAUGAUAAUUGCAAAUUCAACAUACAAUUCACAAUUCCUGACAAAUCAGGAUGUCAAGAAUGAAGCAGCAAUUCUGAUACUUGGCAAUGCCUAUUCUGGCUGCCUGCUUAAUGGACCAGGACUGAUAUUCAACGCAAGCUCAAUGCAUGCUCAAGGAGUUGCUUUUGGUGCAUGUCCCCUUGCACCCGGUCCAUGUGGUGACCAUGAUACGCUCAUUCGUGUCCAAAUGGACUAUUGUUUACAUGAUCCAUGCAUGCAACACGGAUCGUGUAUAUCUCGAACAGAUAGCUAUGAAUGUCACUGUACAUCCAGAUACACGGGCAAAAAUUGUGAGGUAGACACUGGGCCACCAUGUCUAUCUCAUCCAUGCGCAAACGGGGGCAGCUGUCAAGAAGACGAGCGCGGAGACUACCAAUGCUAUUGCCCGCCCAACUUUACAGGCCAAACAUGCGAGAACGAGGUUAACGUUCAUCCGUUGUGUGAGAAAAAUCCUUGUUUCAACAAUGGCACAUGUUGGGUUCCAACUGGAACAAAAACAACUGACUGUAACUGUGUCAAGGGUUUUACGGGUCAAUUUUGUGAAAUAAACGCCGAUGAUUGUGCCUCUCAACCGUGCAUGAAUAAUGGCCGUUGUAUGGAUAUGGUGAAUGGAUUCUCUUGUGAUUGUGCUGGAACUGGUUACUCGGGAACCUUAUGUCAAAACAACAUUGACGAAUGCAAACUGAAUCCGUGUCAAAAUGGUGGAAAGUGUUUUGAUACUUAUGGUUUUUAUACAUGCGAGUGUUUACCCGGUUGGGGUGGUAAUAAUUGUGAGCUAUCUAUUAAUCAGUGUCAAUUCCAACCAUGUCAGCAUGGUGGUACUUGUUUGGAUAAGAAGAGUAAUUUUCAGUGCAUCUGUGCACCAGGAUUUUCAGGGAUAUUUUGUGAACUGGGUCCACCUUGUCCACAAUGUCCAAUUGAUUCGGAUUGCAUUGGUGGCAAAUGUAUCUGCAAGCCGGGAACAACUGGCCCAAUAGGCCAUUGUAUCCCAAUAUCAACCCCAACUCCCCAGUCGCGAUCCGCCCAGUUGAAUGCAUGUUCAAAUUCUGUAUGCUUAAAUGGUGGUACUUGUACCGGAAAUGCUUCAAAUUCUACUUGCAUUUGUGCUAGUGGAUAUUCAGGUUUCAACUGUGAAUUCCCAACUUCAUCGGAUGGGUGCAAGUGCUUGAAUGGUGGCACUUGCUCCCUAAACGGAACUCACUGCUACUGUCCCUCGGGCUUUGACGGUGAUCGAUGUGAAAAAUUUGAACCUUGCACUCCCACAACUUGCGAGGAUCCCAUGAUGUGCUCGAACAAUAAGUGUAUUUGUCCAGACAAUAUGAAAUGUGCUGUUUGCAGUUCAAAUCCUUGUCACAAUGGAGGUGUUUGCAGGGAUAAAGAUGUCAAUUAUGAAUGUGUUUGUCCCGAAGGCUGGAAUGGAACCCAGUGUGAUUACGAUGUUGAUGAAUGCCAGAAUCUUACAAUAUGUGGUCAUGGAAUAUGUGUUAAUCGACCUGGAUCAUUUAAAUGUUAUUGUGAACCCGGUUUCACCGGACUUCUUUGUGACUCAGAUGUAGACGAAUGCCUUAGCAGGCCAUGUAAAAAUGGAGCUUCUUGUGUGAAUAAGGUAAACGAUUACGAAUGCAUUUGUCCAGCUGGUUACACUGGAAAAGAAUGUGAUGUUAAUAUUGAUGAAUGUGCAAGCAAUCCUUGUGAAAUAGGAUCCACAUGUAUUGAUAUGGUUAAUAAUUUCACAUGCUCAUGUAUUCCCGGAAUGACUGGACGAUUAUGUGAUUUCGAUAUUGACGAUUGUGUUUCACUGCCUUGUCAGCAUAAUGGAAAAUGUAUUGACGAAUUGGGAGGAUUUCACUGUGAUUGUGAAGCCACAGGAUACACUGGUAAUCUUUGUGAAAUUAACAUUGACGAAUGUUUGUCCAAUCAAUGUACAAAUGGAGCAGAGUGUAUUGAUAAGAUCAAUGAUUACAUGUGCAAUUGUUUUCCGGGUUUUUCGGGAAAAAAUUGUGAAAUUGAUAUAAAUGAAUGUGAAGUUAAUCCUUGUCAGUAUAAUGGAACAUGCUUGCAACGUUCCAAUUUAACAUUGUAUCAAAUGGCAGACAAGCAAGAUCUUCCACCAAUCUUUUCACAAGAGUUUUCUUAUGAAAACGCUAGUGGUUACGACUGUAUAUGUGUACCUGGAAUAAUGGGAAAGAAUUGUGAUAUAAAUAUUAACGAAUGUGAAAGCAAUCCCUGCUCAAAACAUGGUACUUGCGUUGAUGGAAUUGGAAACUAUACUUGUGAAUGUGAUCCUGGAUUUGAAGGUGACCAUUGUGGAAAAAACAUAGAUGAAUGCGAUAGAUACACACCUUGCGUCCAUGGAACUUGUAUCGAUCAAACAAAUGAUUAUGAUUGUGAUUGUGAUGCCAAUUGGGGAGGAAAAAAUUGUUCAGUUGAACUUGUUGGCUGCAGAAGUUCACCUUGCUUAAACAAGGGUAUCUGCAAGCCUUAUUUGUUCAACGAAACUCAACACCUUUUCAAUUGUUCCUGCCAACAUGGAUUCCAAGGAGCAACUUGUGAAAAAACCACAACAAUAUCAAUGGUGAUUAGUAGUUUGAUAACGGUCAAGACCACACGCGAAGAAGGCUAUGAUAUAAAUUUAGAAUUCCGAACAACCUUACCGAAUGGAGUUUUGGCUUUUGGAACAUCUGGAAGUCAGAAUGAACCAGUUAGCUAUAUACUAGAACUUAUUAAUGGAAGAUUAAAUCUCCAUUCAUCACUGCUCAACAAAUGGGAAGGAGUUUUUAUUGGAUCGAAAUUGAACGACAGUAAUUGGCAUAAGGUAUUUGUUGCCAUAAAUACUUCACAUUUGGUUCUUUCGGCCAACGACGAACAAGCGAUCUAUCCGAUUGGAUCAUAUGAAAGUGCCAAUGGUAGCCAACCAUAUUUCCCCUUAACCUACUUAGGAGGAACCAUACCAAAUUUAAAAUCCUAUCUAAGGCACCUAACACACCGACCAACAAGUUUUGUAGGAUGUAUGCAAGACAUAGUCAUUAAUGGCAAAUGGAUAUUCCCGGAUGAAAAACCAGAUGAUAAUACAUCCUUGGUCAAAAUUCAAAGUGGAUGUCCGAGAUCAGAGCAGUGUAAGCCUAAUCCAUGUCAUUCGAAUGGAGAGUGUAAAGAUCUAUGGCAUACGUUUUCAUGUGGAUGUCAGAGACCUCAUUUAGGGCAUACGUGCAAAUAUAAUAUAACGGCUGCAACGUUUGGGCACGAAAACACUACGCAUUCUGCUGUAUUGGUGGAAACCAAUGAAACCGCUCGAAGAGCUAUUCGGAGUAUAUUGGAUAUUUCAAUGUUUAUUCGAACUCGACAAUCAGCGGGACAGAUAUUUUAUCUUGGCAGUGACACUAGAAAAGCCUUGACAUCCCCUAGGGGUACAAGUGAAAUUGGAGACUCAUAUGUUUCAGCAAAACUUCAUGGUGGUGAACUUUUAGUUAAAAUGCAAUUUAAUGGAACACCUGAGGCGUAUACUGUAGGUGGAAAUAAACUCGACAAUGGUUAUAAUCAUCUUAUAGAAGUUGUGCGAAAUCAAACGUUGGUCCAAGUCAAGCUAAACGGUACCGAGUACUUCCGGAAGACACUGUCAUCGACAGGUCAACUGGAUGCACAGGUAUUGUACUUGGGUGGACCAGCGCCGCCGGCUGUUGAUAAUUUAGAAAGCAACAUGACCAAGGAAGAAGUAGAUAAACUAUAUUUCAAGGGUAUCAUUCAAGACGUUCAAAUAAGCAAUGGAUCACAUGCAAUGAUUGUAGAGUUGUAUCCGUUGAACGAAGAAGAUUUACAACUUCCAAAACCAUUCGGUGAAGUUACAAUUGAUCGUAAUUCAGUUCUUAAGGGCGCUGUUUCUGAUGAUUUGUGUCGCAAGAAACCCUGUCAGCAUAAUGCUGAAUGUAAAAACACCUGGAAUGACUUUGAAUGUACAUGUCCCAAAGGGUACAAGGGUAAAUUUUGUCAGGAUAUCGAGUUUUGUCAGUUGAAUAAAUGUCCAGGCAAUGGAGUGUGCCAAAAUUUAGACGAUGGCUUUGAAUGUAUCACAAAUAUGACUUUUAAGGGCAAUGAAAAAGCACCUUUGGCCUUUGCUUACUUCUCUGUGAAUCCCGAGGAAGAGACUGUUUUGAAGCCUGUUGUUGAAAUUUCAUAUAGAACCAAAACUGGUGGUACACUGUUGUAUGUUCAAGAUGGCGAUCGAUAUUUUGAUGUGGCUGCUUAUCGCGAUCAAGUUACCGUUCAAUGGAAAUCGAGCCUAGAACUUCCACAAACAAAACGAUUUACAAAAGAUAAGUCUGAUUUCGAGUGGAGUCGAGUGUUUUUGAGAGUGGAAAAUGGAAAGCUUGAAGGUGGUUGGAAGGGAUGGGAGGAGACACCAGAUCCAUCCCCAGCAUUCACUCUUGACAUUGAUCAAAGUGCUUUCCAAGAUUUGAUUUCCGGCAAAUACAUGGUUUAUUUGGGAGGAAUGCCUCUUUCUGAUAACCUUUUAUCACGCGGCAUGACAUCGGGGGCGACAUUCAAAGGCUGCUUGGGAGAAGCUAGAUUAGGUGAUCUGAUACUUCCUUAUUUUAUGAACAACGAAAUGUACUCGGAGAACUUACAACCACGUUCACAAUUCCGACUCAACUCAACGAAACCCGAAGAGGGUUGUGUCCUUUGCUUCCAAGAAGAUUGUAAAAAUGAAGCUGUGUGCACAAAUCCAUCGGAGCAAUACGCAUGUGACUGUCGACCAGGGUAUGAGGGCGAUGAUUGUUCCAUCGAUAUUGACGAAUGUCUAUUGGCAAACUGUACAAACAACUCAACUUGCAUCGACAAAGUAGCUAGCUUUAUUUGCAGCUGCUUGCCUGGUUAUGAUGGACAAUUGUGUGAGCAUAACAUAGAUGAGUGUGCUUCUAUGCCAUGUCACAAUGGUGGAAAUUGUACGGACUUGGUAGCGGCUUAUCAUUGUGACUGUACAGAGGAUUAUGCUGGCCCACAGUGUGAUGUCUUGAAGUUAGUUACAUGUGCCGAUCAGCCAUGCAGAUCUGGAUCAACGUGUGUGGAUGGUUUUAAUAUGACAACAGGAAAUAACUUCACAUGCUUUUGUAUGCAAGGGUUGCAGGGUCCUCUGUGUGAUGUUCCCUUCUGCCAAGUUGAACCAUGUCAAAAUGGUGGUUUUUGUCUAACAACAGAACCAACGCCACCUAUUUGCCAAUGUAGCAUAGGAUACACAGGACGAUUUUGUGAAAUCGAUAUCAACGAAUGCGACCCUGAACCUUGUCAAAAUGGUGGAGAAUGCAAAGAUUCAAUAGGCAGUUAUUCCUGCAACUGCACUGGCACUGGCUUUGAAGGUCAAAUGUGCGAGAUUGAUAUCGACGAAUGUCAAACUGGUCCUGUCAAGUGUGGUGGGCGAGGAGUUUGUAUGAAUACCCGUGGUUCAUUCAAAUGUCUUUGUGAAGUUAAGCUAUGUGGAUCAGAAUGUAACGUCUUGGAUCCUUGCCAGCAACAAGACAUGUGCAUGAAUGGUGGAAUUUGUGUAGAAGCAUGUACAGAUGUCGCUGAUUAUUACUGCAACUGCACAGAUGGAUUUGGUGGAAAGAACUGCUCAGCGAUGAUUGUGGCUAAGGACGAUGGUCCAUCAACUGCAGACAUAGCAAUUAUUGUCAUUCCAGUAGUAGUUAUUCUACUACUUAUCGCUGCUGCUUUGUUGGGUACAUUCUUGGUGAUGGCACGCAACAAACGGGCAACAAGAGGCACGUACAGUCCCAGUGCUCAGGAAUAUUGUAAUCCACGUUUGGAAAUGGACAAUGUGCUCAAGCCUCCCCCUGAAGAACGUCUGAUUUAGUGCGGUGCAUUAGAACAUUCUUCGUUGGUUGUUUUAUUUUAAUUUUUUUAUAUAUAAUAAAUGUUAUAUCUGGCGUAAUGAUGGGAUGAGAAUUACUUAGUAUU